Messenger RNA from Wyeomyia smithii (pitcher-plant mosquito), 655 nucleotides. It is a transcript of the gene mRpL41, whose product is annotated as 39S ribosomal protein L41, mitochondrial. Gene Ontology annotation, molecular function: structural constituent of ribosome. NCBI's taxonomy places the organism in Eukaryota, Metazoa, Arthropoda, Insecta, Diptera, Culicidae. Bases 137 to 613 code for a protein of 158 amino acids. Gene Ontology annotation, cellular component: mitochondrial large ribosomal subunit. The transcript has a single exon. Gene Ontology annotation, biological process: translation. The record is from RefSeq and is a predicted model, not a curated record.
CAGACACUUGCAUCACACACUGUCACAUGUAGAUGAGAUAAACAAAGGCAAAAAUCAUCAAAAUACGUCUAAUCGAUGGCAAAUUGAACAUUUUGAUUGGUGAUUUCAACUAAACUUUAGUCUCUCAGCGUUCAUAAUGAACCACAUACUAAGACGCUGCAUCAGCACAGCUUCGGUGGACCUCGGUAAGCACAACUUCCGAAAAUUUCUGUUGUACAACAAGCGCGGCCCGCGGAUCUUCAAGCAGCUACGGGCUGCUUAUCCGGACCUGUACCCUGAUAUGCCGAUCGACAAACGAGGCGUUCGUGAUACUGGGGUCACCCAAAAUGGAAAGUAUAUUGAGAUAGCGGAAAAAAUUCCGGAAAUCGUUGUACCCAACCUGGAAGGAUGUAAGCUCAAGCCGUACGUUUCAUACCGGGCUCCGGAUGUGGUGCAAUCGGAAUUCACUAGUCAGGAUUUAUUUAACGCCGUAUACGCUCAAAAGGUGAUUGAUGAUUUCAAGGGAGGCAAACUGAACGAGGACGGCUCGCCUAAAGAUCCUUCCGAAGAAGAGUUGAUCAGCGCGGAGGAUGCGUGGAUUAGAGCGCGAAAAACAGGUUCGGAUAUUUUUUAAGUCGUGCUUUCAUAAAACGUAGUACAAUCGAAUAAACUUUAU